Messenger RNA from Saccostrea cuccullata (small rock oyster), 1594 nucleotides. Its product is annotated as ubiquitin-conjugating enzyme E2 E2-like. The record is from RefSeq and is a predicted model, not a curated record. Lineage: Eukaryota; Metazoa; Mollusca; Bivalvia; Ostreida; Ostreidae. The transcript is spliced from 5 exons. Bases 348 to 890 code for a protein of 180 amino acids.
CGUCUGACGAACGAACAUUUUUUGCUUUGGCCUAAUCAGUGGGCUGGGGCGUAGAACGGAGUAGCUCACAAGAAGAUUUGGCCCUGGGAUCAGUCCUCGAUUUAAGAGGGUGUUACAGUGGGUAACCAGUUAGCCUUCUCAGGUGGAAUUAAAUCUCCUAUCAUCAAAUUAGUCUUGUUCGUUAGGUGAGACUUGUGAGUUAUCGGACAGAUCAUUCGCCAGUUAGUACCGACGAUAAUCUGGUUUUCCUUUAUUCUACAAAGCCUGAAGUAGCACAAGAGAAUUUUUCAUAUAUCAGCUGAGUAAAGCUUCGGAAUUACAUCUUGACAUUGGGGAGACCGAGCACAAUGGCUACAAGUUCGGGGGUUCCCCAGCCCGGCCCCUCCCGUGCACGUGUUCCAAACACGGCUAAAGAAAACAAAACCAAGACUGCAAAGAACAACAGUACAAGUGCUCGCAGAUUGCAAAGAGAGUUAGCUGAAUUGACUCUAGACCCCCCACCAAAUGUCAGUGCGGGACCAAAGGGGGACAACCUCUAUGAGUGGGUGUCGACAAUUCUUGGGCCAAAGGGUACCGUGUACGAGGGUGGAGUUUUCUUCCUGGACAUUUCUUUUUCCACUGACUAUCCAUUUAAGCCACCAAAGCUGGUAUUUAAGACCCGAAUCUACCACUGUAACAUCAACAGUCAAGGUCACAUUUGUUUGGACGUUCUGAAGGACCAGUGGAGCCCGGCGCUGACCAUAUCCAAGGUGCUGCUGUCCGUGACCAGCCUCCUCGCUGACUGUAACCCUCACGACCCCCUGGUCGGCUCCAUCGCCCAGCAGUACCUGUCCAGCCGGGAGGAGCAUGACAAAAUGGCGCGCCAGUGGACCAAGAGGUACGCCACAUGAUGACGUCAUCUGGAAAGUUAGAGAAACGAGUAACUCCAAGCUGACACAGGACUGGGGAAGGGUGGCAUUUACAAUCUCAAUUGUCUACUGUCCUACAAAAGAAAUACUUAAAAGGAAUAGAGUCCUGAUGUUAAAAUAGAGGAAAAUAAUGAAUUUUUAUUUUGAUAUUUUUUUAGUUUAAGAGUUUUAAAGAUAUCUGUGUCACUUGUGUCCAUCUUAAAUCUGAGUAUCAACAAAAUCUAGCAACCUUUCUGAGCAAGUCAGUUAUAUGUAUAAUUGGCUUAAUUUUUUGCAUUAUUAAGAAUUCAUAUUUCCUUGAUUCUUUUUUCAUAAGCUUACUUCCAUGUGAUACUAUAUCCACUUUCCUUUUCAUUUUUGUAUAACGUUUUCUAUAGGCCCGAUAGCGUUCUGUGUUCCCCUGACCAGUAAGAAUGAUUAUAAACAUGUGUAAAGGAGUCUUAUAGCUGAAUAAUUGUAUGAUUUGUACAUGUAUGUUAUUUAUGUGUGAAGAACCUAUAAAACAUUUCUGUUUUAUAACUGGAUGUUUGUUUUGCAGUAAAUUUAUACAGAAGACAAGAUAAUGAUUGACUGGAGAAAAUGACAUUUUGUGCUUCAUAAUUUGCAUGACUGUUAUGUGUACACAUGUACAUGUGUAGUUACUAGUAUAUGAAAGCAAAAAAUAAAUUUUAAGUGAUAAUUAGUAA